AUGAAAGAAGAGAAGGAGGAAUCGGAGGCUGAUAAGGAAAUAGAAAAGGCUUUAAAGAAAAAAGCUCGGAUCAAAGAGCGAUACAUUUACUCUCCAACGUCUACCUUUGAAGAUCUUGGUGGCCUGGAUCAUAUUAUCAGCGACAUUAAGAGAUAUCUCGAUCCCGAACAGAAAAAUCUUUUGGAACUUGGUUUCAGUGGAUGUAAACGUAUUUUGAUCUCAGGUGUUUCUGGAGUUGGUAAAAGUAAACUAGUGGAAGGAAUUGUUAACCAUUGCGAGUUGCCUUCACUCAAGUGUACAUUUGGUCGGUUGUUUUCUGGAAAUCCAUCUGAAGUUGAAUCUUCUUGUAGAAAUUUGUUCAAUUUCGCUCGAAGUAUUCAUCCAUGCAUAUUGAUCAUGGAUCGACUUGAUCGUAUUGUCGGCAAACGUGUAGAAUCAAGAACUGACAAUGACCGUGAAAUUAUGACUGACACUUUGAUUGAGUCAAUUGAAGAAUUGAAUAAGGAAAAUGCUGAUAUCACAAUCAUUGGUAUCACGAACUCUGUAGAUAAUUUAGAUUAUGGAUUCAUGAGUGCUGCUCGAUUCACCAAAAAGAUUCACAUCGAUGUUCCUGAUGAAUGA
Messenger RNA from Panonychus citri (citrus red mite), 621 nucleotides. Its product is annotated as nuclear valosin-containing protein-like. The transcript has a single exon. Gene Ontology annotation, molecular function: ATP binding; ATP hydrolysis activity; proteasome-activating activity. Gene Ontology annotation, cellular component: proteasome regulatory particle, base subcomplex. The record is from RefSeq and is a predicted model, not a curated record. The coding region runs from base 1 to 621 and encodes 206 amino acids. Gene Ontology annotation, biological process: proteasome-mediated ubiquitin-dependent protein catabolic process. Lineage: Eukaryota; Metazoa; Arthropoda; Arachnida; Trombidiformes; Tetranychidae.